Phasianus colchicus (ring-necked pheasant) is the source of this 2935-nucleotide messenger RNA. It is a transcript of the gene TMEM37, whose product is annotated as transmembrane protein 37. NCBI's taxonomy places the organism in Eukaryota, Metazoa, Chordata, Aves, Galliformes, Phasianidae. The record is from RefSeq and is a predicted model, not a curated record. Gene Ontology annotation, molecular function: calcium channel activity; voltage-gated monoatomic ion channel activity. Gene Ontology annotation, cellular component: membrane.
CCGCAGCCCGCCCCAGCGACUUGGCGGCGAGCUGUGUCGGCAGCAUGACGGCCAUCGGGGCGCAGGCACAGAGGCUGCUGGCACACAGGAGACCCCAGAAAGCCUUCUUUGAGACCUUCAUCCGGAGCCUGAUCAUCCUGUGCUUGGCCAUCGCUGUGGUCCUCUCAUCCAUCUCUGUCUGUGAUGGCCGCUGGCUCUUGGCGAAGGGAGAGCUCUUUGGGCUGUGGCACUUCUGUGCCAUCGGCAAUGACAGUGCCCCACGGUGCGUCACUGACCUGCGCCUGGCUCGUGUGGAGGGACUCAAUGUGGGCAUGAUCCUCAUCCGCAGCAUGGUGUCCUCCGCCGUGGCCGUGGCUAUCUUUGGCCUGGAGCUCCUGAUGGUCUCCCAAGUCUGUGAAGAUGCCAGCUCAAGAAGGAAGUGGUCCAUGGGCUCGGUGCUCGUCCUCGGCUCGUUUCUGCUGUCGGCCACCGGAGUUCUGAGCUUCCUGAUCCUCAUGAAGGAUCAUCUCACCUUCACGGGCUUCACGCUGACGUACUGGUGUGAGUUCAUUGCCGCCUUCCUCUUCUUCCUCAACGGGAUCAGCGGGCUCCACAUCAACAGCAUAACGCACCCCCGGAACGGGGCAGGGAAGAUUUAGGUGCAAAGGGUGUGCUCUGACUUUGCGUAAUCAGCUUUGCCAAUUAGACUGGAAGAAAAGGGAGCCUAAUGAAGUUUGAAAAGGACACGAUGCCUUAUGUUGCAUGAGCAGCAUGGCAGGCACAGACUAGGGCUGGCUGCCGGCAGCACUCCCUGGCUCUCUGGAAGUGUGAACAGAGGAGGAAACCUCCACUGAGCAUGCCGAGGGCAGCAGGCUGCAGCCUACACCAACAGGCUCAGCCCUGGGCCUUGCCCAGCCUGUGCUGCAGUGGUGCAGUACUGCUGGGCUUUUCCCCACACUCUGGAGCUCACAUGUGAUCCAACUCCAGUGUACCUCAUGGCUUUCUUAUACCUCAGGGAUGGGUUACCUGUGCCUGGCUGUGCAUACUGGCACAGCUUACUGAAAAUCUUUGCUGGGCCCUGCUCCUUUUUUUCCGUUUUGAAAGAGGAGGCAUGCAGACCUCAAUCUGAUCCCAUGUUGUGUUCUGCUGCUGCAUUCCCUGCAUCUGCCCCAUCGUCUGUAGAUUGGUGACCACCCCACAGCCUCAUACAUAGUUUGCUGUGAUGGGACUUUGCUCAUCCUGGGUUCUUUUCCAUCCCCUUGGUUGGGUGGGCACCGUGGCUGGGCAGACCACAUCCUGUCACACACCACUUUGCUGGGAUGUUUCGAUCAUCAGAGUCAAUGUGCAAUGAGCUCAUCCUCUAGGUGAGUCUCUUGUCAUGUUUCUUCUGGGCAGAGAGAACUGUAGGUCCUCCUGGUCAGAACAAGCCCUUGAUUAACCUGGGAGGAAGAGAUGCUGGGAGGAGCUCUGACCUGCCACAGCUGGUGGAAGUCCAUGGAGGCUGGUCACUCCCUGCCAGUGCCCCAGUUAACCUCUGAAACUUAUGCAGCUUUGAAUUUCCUCAUGGUGUCUGAUGAAGACCUCAGCAAAAGACCUCGUCGGUUGUUUGCCCUAUAUGCAUCAAGCCCUUCCCACGUACACUGCUGUUGACUCUGAGAUAAAUGUGCUCAGAGUAUUUGAGGGCCUCUGGUUGAAUGACUUUUGUAUCUGUUGCUAGAACAGCUUGUAUUUCAUUCUAGGACAAGUGAUUCUAUGUGUUUCAUCUCUCUAGUUUGAUAGCUAUUGAGCAAGAUUCUUACUUUCCAUGCAGUUGAACCCAUUUUUUUUACCUGAGACGAAAAUAUUACAGCAGGAAGGCCAUGGGGGGCACAAAUGAGCAGCUUCAAGCUGGAACUGUUUGUAAGCAGUCCUAAGCCUUAGGGCUCGGUCAGGGUUCUUGCCCCAAAGUUGGCAAGGUAAAGUCCCAGAUGGCUGCACCCUGUGGUUAUGGAGUGGCUGAGUGCCUGAAGUCACUGUGCACCAGUUCUGGGGUGGCCGUGCUGGGCAGGAUAAUCCCCCCCUUACCCAGAAACCUGGGUGUUUCCUCACUGAAUGCCUUCCUGGUGGAAUUUGCUAUUGGAACUGAGCUGUCUGUGGGAUGCUGCCUGCAGCCCUGAUCCUGGGGAAGGGUGCAGUGUGCCCCGGCUGGUGCCUUCUGGCUCAGAGGGGGAGAUAGAUGUCAAUUGGCCAUUAUGUUCUUGCAAGACUUUUUGCAAUUGAGAGUGACUUGAAGAUGCCCUCUGCUCCCUGCAGAAGAGCUUUUUUGUUGGGGGUAGGAGUCCUCAAGGGAAAAUACCAAAACUUUUUUUCUGACUGGUUUUGUAUAGUACUGCUUGACUUACCAAUGCGGGGUGAAUGUGCAUUUUGGUGGCGAAACGCUACAAAACAGGGCUGAUUGUCUCGGAGCUGUCCUUACACACAGCAACCUGCAGAGCAGUUAGUGACUGUUCGUUUUCUGAAGCCUGUGGAAGCACCGAGCAAUAAUCCUGAACUUUGUUUAAUAAAUGUCUUUGAAAUAAUGGAAUUGUCAUUCCCUCUUUAUAGCUAGAGGUUGGAAUGCAGGUUUAAGGGCUUGGAGGGGUGAGCAGGGCUAAUGUAGCACCCGGGCACAGUUCUGUGUGUUUACUCAGGAAACAUGUCAGCCUGAUGCUUUGCUGAGCUCCCCCAGAAGGAGAUGUGGCUGCACGGCCAUUGAACAGCCCUUUCCAUUCCCCUCUGUCUCAAACACCAACCCACGCAGCCUGCUUGCUUGUAUUAUGAAACAAGGAGAGGUCAACUGUGUUUUGUGGGAAACAGAGAUAACCUCACAGGCCUGAAUGAUUUCCUGCUGCAUGUGGUAUGUUUACCAGCUAAAGAGCUCCUUCCUGUGUCCUCCGUUUCCCUUUUCCCACACCGCACCCUGUGUCUGGAGCAUCCU